Messenger RNA from Pogona vitticeps (central bearded dragon), 765 nucleotides. RefSeq names its product CDGSH iron sulfur domain 3 (gene CISD3). The record is from RefSeq and is a predicted model, not a curated record. Gene Ontology annotation, cellular component: mitochondrion. Gene Ontology annotation, molecular function: 2 iron, 2 sulfur cluster binding. NCBI's taxonomy places the organism in Eukaryota, Metazoa, Chordata, Lepidosauria, Squamata, Agamidae.
UUCCUGUAGGGCGGGAUGCGGGAGGCCGACGCGAAGGUGACCCCCAGAGAAGGGGCGGAGCCUUGCCGGGAUUUGCAAACCAUGUUUGGGUGGCCGAGAACCGCGGCUCUCGGGUCGUCAGUACGGGGCUCCUUGGGCCGGAUCGUUUUCUCCCAGAUAAGAACCUGCUCGGCUGUUUCGCCUUCUUCAACCCAACCAGUGAUUGCAGCCAAACACCCUUUCCAAGUGGAGUUACAACCAGGGAAGCGUUAUGCUUGGUGUGUCUGUGGCCACAGUCAAAAGCAGCCUUUCUGUGAUGGAUCCCAUAAAAAAAGUGCCCCGGAAAUCUCUCCCCUAAGAUUCAAGCCAGAGGAAGCAAAAGAAGCUUGGCUGUGUGGCUGCAAAUGCACCAAGAACCCUCCAUAUUGUGACGGCACCCACAUGGAAGAUUUUGUGCAAAAAGCUGAUCUCCAUUCAAAGCCAAAAUUAUAGUAAGGGGAAAUCAGAGAACUUUGAGAAACUUACAGGAAUCAGGAGGAAAAGGCCAUGAAUACCAUGUGCUGGGAUCUCUCUUCUAUGGCUCCUGUUGAUAUCCAUGAGGCUUCUGCAGGAGAGCCUCCAAAUAUAUAAUUGCAGGCCUGGCAGAGAUUGUGAGUGCUCUCAGCAUGAGUGAAUGUUUAAAAAGACUGAAGGAAUGGGCAUGGUAUUAGCUGUUUGUCAAGAAUUACAGACUUUUGUCUGUUUCUUCUGGCUCCUUUGAAAUAAAACACGCCAUACACCUCUGUA